Messenger RNA from Chara braunii, 1382 nucleotides. Lineage: Eukaryota; Viridiplantae; Streptophyta; Charophyceae; Charales; Characeae. The record is from the annotation of a GenBank genome assembly.
GGGAGUCGAGAGCGGAGGCCGGCGGAAGACCGAGUUUAAGCGACCACGAGGGCGUCCAAGUUCAGGUCCGGAGCGAUGGCACGAUUGACGUUUCCGAUGGCCGCGCUGGCUGCUGUGCUUCUGAUCGCUGCUGCAUCCUCCACCAGCGCGUUUUGCCCGCCCAAGGUGACCAUAGACUCCGUCACAUACGGCGGCACCGGAUGCAACUGGGAAAACACGAACUACGUGCUUUCGCCGGACUACUCCACCGUCACGUUCAUCUUCGGCGGCAUGGUUGCCACAACCGACGGAGGGCUCGCCAACACGAGGAAGUUCUGCCAGCUCUCCUUCGGGCUGAAGUAUCCUAAGGGCUGGAUUUUCACGCUGGGGAAGGCGACCGGCCGCGGGUUCGCAGCCAUCGGCAAGAACUCGUUGGGAGUCUACGAGUCGAGCUACUACUUCUCCGGACAAACGGGCACGUGCACCAUCAGCCGCAAAUUCUACGGMCCGCAGAGCAAGAGCUUCGAGGCCACGGACAAUUUCCUGACGGUGGUGUGGAGCCAGUGCAACGGCGUUCCCAACCUGAACAUCAAGACGGUGGUCAGGGUGCAAGGCGGCAAGGCCGCAAUGUUCCUCGACUCCCACGACACCAAGUUCCGUCUGGCCUUCGGCAUCCUCUGGAAGAAGUGCUAAGCAGCGAACCACAUCCAUCGUUCAGGGUGACGUCCUCCUGCAGCAGGGCGAGAGGCAAGGACAUUCGUCUUCAAAGCAUCGUCUACUGUGAASUGUCCGAUGGGACUACCGAGGAACGGGUUAAUGCGGCGGAGGGCACGUUGCACCAGCGUUCGGGGAAGGCGAUCUCUGCAAUAACGAGUGCCUUAGUACUGUCAAGGGGCGAUAGGCAGGGCCUUCCACCCUUUUAGUAGUUGUAGAUGGAGCAGGCUAGGCAAGUAUAGACCAAGCAGGGCACACGGCCAUCUCAGUAGCUCAGUUUAUGGUGUUAUGUGCUGUUCGUCACUCUUCGCUGUCAUACGCUUGGUCUGGCUGCUUAAUAUAUUUGCGGACUCGUAGAGCAAUCCAAUUGUCUCGGGUUUGUGCCCUCUCUCUCUCUCUCUCAAUACCCCCCCGCACACACACACACACACACACACACACACACACUGUGGUGACGAAUAUCUCUUAAGGAUGCCCGUUGGAUAGUGCGGAGGAGGUGUGUUUCGUCCUUUUAUCAUGUCACGUUUUGUUGCGUUUUUUUUUUUUUUUUUUGAAAGCUCUUCUCUCCUCAUCGGGGAACAGCCAUAUACCCUUGCAAGCAUAGCUUUCCACCUUGUUUCGGCGGUUUGUUUUGGUAUUUUCGUCGUUUCGUUGUUUUUUUUUGAAAGAAACAAAUAUAAAUUGGCCUU